Molecule: messenger RNA, 1729 nt
Organism: Myotis lucifugus (little brown bat)
Lineage: Eukaryota; Metazoa; Chordata; Mammalia; Chiroptera; Vespertilionidae
Gene: ZMYND12
Product: zinc finger MYND-type containing 12
Exons: 8
Coding region: 413-1513 (366 amino acids)
Molecular function (GO): protein binding
Source: RefSeq, a predicted model, not a curated record
ACGUCGGGAAAGGCGUGCUGGUUCUGCCUCACAGCCCGGCGGAACUGGCGCUGAGCAGACGCGCGUCUCUUCCCCCAUUGCCUAGUCUGGGUAAAGAACUGGACAUGUUUGCCCCUUACCGGCCACCGUAUAGGCCUUUCUGCACUUGGACUCCACUGGAGUGAGACUGCGCGGCCAUUUAACUGACGGGUUGGGGUUUGUGUGUGGGAGUGAUGGCUGUCUUUUGUUUUUUUGGCUUUUUUAACCUCAAACACGCUCCAGGUGUUAGCCAAGCCACGCCCUCCCCCUGUCCUUGAAAGGCCGGGAACGAGGUGGCCCCGUGGUGUUCACGUGACACCGUGGUCACGUGACACCGGCGUCCAGCGUCUUCUCGCUAGGCAACCGUCCUAGAGCCUGAACCCGCUGCUGCAACAUGAACAAGAUCUACCAACUGGCGGUGCCCAAGGGGCGCCGGAUCUGCUGUGAAGUGUGCGAAGCUCCAGCCGAGCGGGUGUGUGCGGCCUGCACAGUCACUUAUUACUGUGAUGUGGCUCAUCAGCAAGCUGACUGGAACAGCAUUCAUGAGAAGAUCUGUCAGCUGCUGAUUCCGCUGCGCACCACCAUGCCCUUCUACAAUUCAGAGGAGGAGCGGCAGCAUGGCCUCCAGCAGCUGCAGCAGAGACAGAAGCACUUGAUUGAAUUCUGCUACACCGUAGCCCAGAAAUAUAUCUUUGAAGGAAGGUAUAAAGAUGCUGUCCCAGCAGCUUUGCAUUCUCUUCGCUUCCGCAUGAAUGUGUAUGGCCUGAGUUCAGUAGAGCUUGUGCCUGCCUACCUGCUGUUGGCCGAGGCUAGCAUUGGUCUAGACCAGAUCGUCCAGGCUGAAGAAUAUCUAUCCCAAGCCCAGUGGGCAGUCCUCAAAUCAACUGAUUGUAGUUAUGCCACCCACUCUUUACUGCAUCGGAACCUGGGACUUCUCUUUAUGGUUAAGGAAAACUACGAGGAAGCCCGUUAUCAUCUGGCCAAUGAUAUUUAUUUUGCCAGUUGUGCAUAUGGCACAGAGGACAUCAGGACCUCAGGAGGCUACUUUCACCUGGCUAAUAUCUUCUUUGACCUUAUGAAGUUUGACCUGGCAGACACGCUGUACACCAAGGUCUGUGAGAUCUGGGAUAAAUAUUUGAACAAUCACUAUCAAGUCCUCUCAGAGGCUCGCGUCCAACAAAUAGAUUUACUGGGCAAACGAUUUGAGACUGACACUGGCUUGGAUGAAGCCCAGGAAGCAGAAGCCAUUCGGAUCCUGACUUCAAUCUUAAACAUUCGAGAGUCUACAUGUAGCGGAGCUCCCCAAAAAAUUGUCUUCGUUCUGAGAAUCCUGGUCAUGCUUUACUACCUGAUGAUGAAUUCUUCAAAGGCACAAGAAUAUGCCACCAGAGUCUCUAACAUAGCUCAAGAAAAACAGCUCAGUGCCCAAGAACAAAACCUCAUUGAACAAUUACUGCACAUCAUCAACACUGAAGUAAUUUUGCCCGAUCCUUAGUGACCCAUGGGUUCCACGUCAGGGCCUAUUCAAGCGACUAUUGAGCAUCUAACAUAUUCCAGCCUUGUGCAACUGCUUUGAGGUACUAUGAAUUGCUGAAGUUCCCACCCUCUUGCCCUGUGACUUCACAUAUAGUGUGUUUUUAUUCUUUCUUGCACAGCAUAUGUAAGGGAAUAUAGAGCUUUGGGCAUAGAAAUCAGUAAAACUUGUUUAUCA